GUGACGCACACAGCAGCUCCGCCCGUUGUGUUGAAGAUGGCCCAUCUGGAACGAAUAUCGAGUAGAUUUUGAUUAAUUUUAAUGAUGUUUCUGCAGUUUGCUGCGUUAUUUAUCUGAUAAAAGUACAGUUUCCAUCUGCUGUGUCGCGAUACGCCGUAAGGCUGCCUUUGCGCCUACAGUUACUUUAAGAAGACUGACCACUUCCUGGCAUGUUUUCGGACAUCAUGGACUACGAGCUGGAGGAAGAUAAACUUGGGAUCCCCACUGUUCCUGGCACAGUGACCUUGAAGAAAGAUGCACAGAACCUGAUUGGGAUCAGCAUAGGAGGAGGCGCACAGUACUGUCCCUGUCUCUAUAUUGUACAGGUGUUUGAUAACACACCGGCAGCACUGGACGGAACGCUGGCAGCAGGAGAUGAGAUCACAGGUGUGAAUGGAAAAACAGUGAAGGGCAAGACUAAAGUGGAAGUGGCCAAGAUGAUCCAGGCUGUGCAGGGUGAAGCUGUGAUUCACUAUAAUAAACUGCAGGCUGACCCCAAACAGGGAAAGUCUCUGGAUAUAGUGCUGAAGAAGGUGAAGCAUCGUCUGGUGGAGAACAUGAGCUCAGGAACAGCAGAUGCACUCGGACUCAGCAGAGCCAUUCUCUGCAAUGAUGGGCUUGUAAAGAGACUGGAAGAACUGGAGAAAACUGCAGAACUUUACAAAGGGUUGAUGGAGCAUAGUAAGAGGUUGCUCAGAGCUUUCUUUGAACUCUCACAGACCCACAGAGCUUUUGGGGACGUUUUCUCUGUUAUUGGAGUAAGAGAGCCGCAGGCUGCAGCGAGCGAGGCCUUUGUCAAAUUCGCAGAAGCUCAUCGUAACAUUGAGAAAUAUGGCAUUCAACUCCUCAAGACCAUAAAACCUAUGCUGCAUGAUUUAAACACUUACCUGCAUAAGGCCAUUCCUGACACCAGGCUGACCAUCCGCAAAUACCUGGACGUCAAGUUUGAGUAUCUGUCAUAUUGUCUGAAGGUAAAGGAGAUGGAUGAUGAGGAGUACAGCUGCAUUGCUUUGGGUGAGCCUCUGUACAGAGUGAGCACAGGAAACUAUGAGUACCGUCUUAUCCUGCGCUGUCGGCAGGAGGCUCGCUCACGCUUUGCUAAAAUGCGCAAAGAUGUCCUGGAGAAGAUCGAGCUACUGGACCAGAAGCAUGUUCAGGACAUCGUGUUCCAGCUGCAGAGGUUUGUGUCCGGGAUGUCCCGUUACUAUGACGAGUGCUAUGCCGUGCUGAAGGAGGCAGACGUGUUCCCCAUUGAGGUAGACCUGUCCCGCACCAUGAUCAACUACAGCAGCCAGAGCCAGUCCUACGAGGAUGAUGAGGAAGAGGAGGAGGAAGAGCGGGAAAAAGGGGAGGGAGGCGGCUCUGCAGGUCAAGCAGAGAAUGGGGCUGAGAAACUAAUAGAUGAUGAAUGAGUGAAGGAAAGAACUGGACAGUGGCUGAGAAUGAAGUGGAGAAACCAAUGAAUAAACCUGUCCUGCUGAAUGAAUGAAUGAAUGAAUGAAUGAAUGAAUGAAUGAAUGAGUGUGUGAAUUAACAGCUAAGUCAGUGAGUAAGUGUGUCUCAGUGUGGAGAAACACAAUGUAUGAAUGGUGUAGAUCGUUGUGGAGGGAAAUGCUUGAGUGAAUGUGUGAAAAACAACACUGUUGUUACAAAGAGAUACAGUCGUCUUUAUUUGUACUUCUUUGGCAAAAUCACAGCAGAUCUUUUAUUUUCAAUUAGCGUAGUUACUCAGUUCUUUGUAGAAUGAUACAUUUUAAACUGCCUCAUAAAAUCAACACCCAAGGGACUAUCUUAGAUUUUCACUAUACAUAUUUAACUUCUCUGAGCAUCUUUCUUCAAUCUGUUUUGUAGUUGGAUUUGAGUUGGAUUUAUCUCCCUUGGGCCACAAAUUCUAUGGAUGAGUGAAAAUGUUUUGAUCAAUAUUGCCCAUCAAGUACAAAUCAACAGAGAUUGAUUGUGUAUGACUGAACAGUUGAGGAUUUCCUCAAGUGGUUUGGGUGCCUUGAGUCCUAGAUUUCACUGCAUUACAUAUUCGAGUGAAACUGCAGUAGUGAGUUCACUCAUUGUUAGCUAAUCAUAUUUGACGGUCAUGAUUUGCAUGGUUAUCUGAAAUAAUUGGUAAUUAAGACAUUUCUUUUUGUUGCUGAAUUCAGAAGUUGAUUUUGUCAUUGAAAGAUAGACUUUCUUUGCACACACUAUGCAGAUAGCAGUGCAUUCUGGACCAGACCAAUGGCUUUCAGUUCCAAAAUUGUUCAGAUUUGUUCAGUUUUAAUGGCUACAUUUUUGUUUUCUUUGGAAGUGAAACGUUUUGAUUCCGUUUUUGUGGUUCCUCUACUCACUGUGGCAGAGUAGCUGUCUACAACAGGCUUGCACUAUCCAACUCCUGGACAUCUACUGGCCCACAGAGUUUAUUUCCAAUUCCUAAUGAAGUAUGUAGCUAAGUAUGUUCGGUUCAGGUUGGAGUUCAUGUUAAAAUCCAGUUACAUUUUGUAGGAAGGCUGUUUGGAUAAACAGCUGUGAUCUUGUAAACUGAAACAUACUCUAUUUAAAAUUGAAGGGAUGUGUAUUUAUCUGCAUUUAUUUAUUUGAUUAUUAUGAUGUUUAACACUUUGUUGAAGAGGACCUAAAAAGUGAAAAGUUACUAAAGCAGUCAGCUGCUGUGCUAAACUGUUUGACUGGAUAGCUUUAUUUAAAAAAAACCCUUAGUUAAUGAACACUGGAGAAGUUUGAACCUUUGUCUAUGUAAUGAAUUUCUCUGUUAUUUUUACACUGGUUUAUUCUCUUUCUGUUUGGGGUGCUUUGAAAAUGUGUGGGAUUCAGCCUCUAUUCAGCCUUUUGUGUGUCUGUGAAUGUUACAGAGACAUUACCAUGGUGGGAAAAUGUACUACAGAUUUAUGUAACUUCAGAAAGUAUAUUAAAAAUACAUUAAAAAUAUUUGUUGCAAACAAAAAA
Colossoma macropomum (tambaqui) is the source of this 2991-nucleotide messenger RNA. RefSeq names its product protein interacting with prkca 1 (gene pick1). Gene Ontology annotation, molecular function: protein kinase C binding; phospholipid binding; protein domain specific binding. The transcript is spliced from 13 exons. Gene Ontology annotation, biological process: dendritic spine maintenance; positive regulation of receptor internalization; intracellular protein transport. The record is from RefSeq and is a predicted model, not a curated record. Bases 210 to 1451 code for a protein of 413 amino acids. Gene Ontology annotation, cellular component: neuron projection; postsynaptic early endosome; trans-Golgi network membrane. Lineage: Eukaryota; Metazoa; Chordata; Actinopteri; Characiformes; Serrasalmidae.